Messenger RNA from Populus euphratica (Euphrates poplar), 2204 nucleotides. Its product is annotated as poly [ADP-ribose] polymerase 2-like. NCBI's taxonomy places the organism in Eukaryota, Viridiplantae, Streptophyta, Magnoliopsida, Malpighiales, Salicaceae. Bases 171 to 1982 code for a protein of 603 amino acids. Gene Ontology annotation, cellular component: nucleolus. Gene Ontology annotation, molecular function: NAD+ poly-ADP-ribosyltransferase activity. The transcript is spliced from 17 exons. The record is from RefSeq and is a predicted model, not a curated record. Gene Ontology annotation, biological process: protein poly-ADP-ribosylation; double-strand break repair.
ACUACUCGCAAACGGGCGCGUCUUGCUUUUCUGAGAAGCCGUUGAAGAACUCUAAAACUAAACAGUGCCAGUGCCUGUUUUUAACGUGGCCAUGCCCUCCCCUUUCAAUACUGCUCGACUGCACUUCUAAAAGUCACGAAAGCUCGCUCACUCCAUCUAAAGCUUUUCUAAUGGCAAACAGCCUCAAGAGGCCGUUAAAAUUCUCAACUAGUCAUGAUGCUUCAUCACUUGGCAACAAGAGGCAAAGGGAAGCACAAGUACUUGACGGUUCUAAUAUCGUGUCUGAGAAAAUCAAGGCCAUUGAAGAUUUUCACCACAUGGGAACUCGCCAACUACGCGAUCAAGCAAUCCUUCGAGGCCUUUCUUCAAGUGGGUCAAAGAAAGAACUACUAGACAGGCUCUGUGCAGAGUCAGAGAAAGAGUCAAAGAACGGUACACCUGAAGGCAAAGAAGAAGACGAAGAAAAAGAAACAAGCAACAAGGACGAGAAAGUUACUGCGAGUUUCAACAAGGUCACUGCCGGGCUGGAUCAGUAUCUGCCUGAUCAUAUAAAGACACGGUACCAUGUUCUAGAGCAUGGGAAUAGUAUCUAUGAUGCCACGUUGAAUCAAACAAAUGUUGGGAAUAAUAAUAACAAGUUCUAUCUGAUUCAGGCUCUUGAAUCUAAUGACUGUAGCAAAUUCAUGGUAUACACUAGAUGGGGUAGAGUAGGAAUAAAAGGUCAAGACAAGUUGCAAGGCCCUUACACAUCAAGAGGCAGUGCUAUUCAGGAGUUCGAAGCAAAAUUUUUUGCCAAGACAAAGAACCGUUGGCCCAACCGGAUAGAUUUCAUAUGCCACCCAAAGUGCUAUACUUGGUUGGAAACAGACCAUGACAUGAACAAAGAGUCGUCAGAGGAGAAACCUAUUUUUACUGUUGAAAGGCAGCUACAGGUUACAAGGCUUGAUCCUCGAAUUGCAAAUUUUAUCUCUCUUAUCUGUGAUGUUCGCAUGAUGAAGCAGCGGAUGAUGGAAUUAGGGUACAAUGCAGAAAAGUUACCCCUUGGUAAGCUGAGCAAAUCGACAAUCUUAAAGGGCUAUGAUGUCUUGAGGAGAAUAUGUGAGAAUAUUGGCAAAUCUGAUACAGAAAAGCUUGAGGAGUUAAGUGGGGAAUUCUACACAAUAAUACCUCAUGACUUUGGUUUUAAUAAGAUGCGUGAAUUUACCAUUGACAACCAUUACAAAAUGAAAUGCAAGCUAGAAAUGGUUGAAGCUCUAGGGGAAAUUGAAAUAGCUACAUCAUUGAUCAAGGAUGAUAUCUACACCCAAGAAGAUCCGCUCUAUUCGAAAUAUCACUGCCUUCGUUGUGAAUUGGUACCACUUGACGUUGGUUCCAAGGAAUUCUCUAUGAUUGAAAAAUACAUGCGUAACACUAGUGAUGAAACACAUUAUAGAAUCGAUAUUGUUCAAAUAUUUAGAGCUUCAAGAGAAGGUGAAAAUGAACGGUUCAAAAAGUUCUCUCAAACAAAAAACAGAAUGCUUUUGUGGCAUGGUUCUCGGCUGACAAACUGGACCGGUAUUUUGUCUGAAGGUUUACGUGUUGCUCCUCCAGAAGCACCAUCAACCCAUUCUCUUGGGAACGGGCUUUAUUUUGCUGAUAUGUUUUCCAAAAGUGCACCUUAUUGCCAAGCUAACUGGAUAAACUCAGAUGCUGUGCUAGUUUUAUGUGAGGUUGCACUGGGUGACAUGCUUGAUUUUGGAUCUUUUAACUGCCUAGCUAAGUUGCCAAAGGGAAAGCUAAGUGUAAAAGCAUCUGGCAGAACUGUCCCGGACUCUUCACAGGCUCAGGUUCUGGAAGACGGUGUUCUUGUUCCACUCGGAAAGCCAGUAGAGCUGCCUUAUUCCCAGGGUACGUGGCCGAGAAAUGAGUACAUAGUUUUUGACGUAGAUCAGAUUCGCAUACGUUAUGUGGUUCAUGCAAAGUUCUGCUAUCAAACCUGUUGAAUCUCAUUGAAGAUUCUCACUAGUGUAGCCUUUACUCUUUGAGAAAAUAUAUGAUGUCGUUUCCCUUUGUUGUUGGAGCGCAAGGAACCUCUGUGUGCUUGUAACACCAUCUGUUUCAAUCUUUCUACUAUCAAUGGACGAGCAUAUUUGGAUUGCUUUUGCUUUUUGAGGGCUUAUUCAUAUACCAAGGAAUAUUGGAAUGAUAUCUUCGCAUGAUGAGUA